AUGUCGGUGUGUUCGCCGAUCCGUGCUGCCUCGCAGCUCCCCGCCGUUCGAUCCCUUCAUGGCGAUGCUCUCGGACAAUCCCUAAGGAGCUCGAAUUCCGUUAGCCUACCAAUUCCCAAGGCUCUUCCAGCCGGUCAGAUCUUGCCAGGAGGCUCUGCCCCUCAGAAGCUGCAGAUCCAGGCAAAGAUUUUGAAGACUAAGAGAGCUCCGAGAGACCCGGACUACCCGUGGCCGGAUAAGUACAAUGCGGAAGAGAAGGGGUUUCUGGCGUUCCUGUCCAAGUUUAAGGACGUAGCCAAGCCCACCAAGCCGAUGGCGCUUCCGUUCGAGAAACCGCUGGUCGACCUCGAGAAGAAAAUUGAGGAGGUUCGCCAGCUGGCGGAUAAGACUGGCAUGGACUUCACGGACCAGGUGCAGGAGCUGCAGGACAAGUACGAGCAGCUGAAGCGCGACAUCUACGCGAGAAUAACUCCGGUUCAGCGGCUCAGCGUGGCGCGUCACCCCAACCGUCCCACUUUCUUGGACCAUGUCCUCAACAUGACUGACAAGUGGGUGGAGCUGCACGGCGACCGCGGGGGCUACGACGACCCGGCGCUGGUGUGCGGCAUCGGGCGCAUGGACGGCAUGAGCUUCAUGUUCAUGGGGCACCAGAAGGGGCGCAACACCAAGGAGAACAUUUACCGCAACUUCGGCAUGCCCACGCCCAACGGGUACCGCAAGGCGCUGCGCAUGAUGCGCCACGCGGACCACCACGGGCUGCCCAUCAUCACAUUCGUCGACACGCCCGGCGCGUAUGCUGGCGUCACGGCUGAGGAGCUCGGACAGGGCGAAGCCAUUGCGCACAACCUGAGGGAGAUGUUUGGGCUCAAGGUGCCGUCAGUCAGUGUGGUGAUUGGAGAGGGCGGCUCUGGUGGCGCUCUCGCUAUUGGCUGCUGCAACAAGAUGCUCAUGCUCGAAAACGCAGUGUACUUCGUUGCCAGCCCUGAGGCGUGUGCGGCCAUUCUCUGGAAGACUGCCGCUGCCGCUCCCAAGGCCACGGAGGCGCUGCGCAUCACAGCGGAUCAGCUGCAGCAGCUGGGCGUCGUGGACGAGAUUAUCCAGGAACCCCUUGGUGGGGCACACAACGAUCACAUGGCCACGUCGAUGGCCAUCAAGGCCUCCAUCAUGGCGCACAUGAAGGACCUUGUGCAGAAGGACGAGCAGCGAAUCAUCUGUGAGCGCGUGAACAAGUUCCGGCAGAUGGGUGGCUUCACUGUGCCGCCCAAGGUGGACCCUGCCAAGCAGCGCGCUCUCAAGAAGCGCGACCGCCCUGCCGGCCAGAGCAUCCCCGCCUCCCCGUCCCACUCCGCCUCCCUGCCCGCCACGGGUUCACAGCCCCUUGCAGCGCCUACUGAAAAUGGCAAUGGUGCCACGUACCCUUCGUCUGUUGUGAGCGCUGAUGCCAAUGUGACUGAGCAGCGUGGUACGAAGCAGGCAUCAUCUGAAGAAACGCAUAAAGAGCGGCGCGAGCAUGGCAGCAAGCAGCAAGAGAAGGAACAUCAGGAGAGGGAGCAGCAAGACGGGAAGCAGCAGAACGAGGCGCAGCAAAAGAAUCAGACAACCGGCAGCGACAGAAGAGUGGACAAUUUUGAGGAGGGGGUGAUUCGGCGGGAAGGGAAGCGGCAGGAAAUGGAGGGGGAGGAAGCCGAGGUGCGGGAAGGGGAGGAAGAGUUGACUGGAGCAGCAAGUCGCAGGACUCGUCUUUAUGCUGUUCGAUGGGACAGGCAACCGGCCAAUGAGUGUGUGACAGGUGGCGAGUGCUCGCAAGAUGUGGGUGUCUUCGUUUCUGCAUCAGGGCGACUAAUGCAGUGGGACGUUGCCCCUGCUACUAUUGCACAGCAGCGUGUUCAUGCAGUGAAUAACAACCCCACAGCACCACAUCACACCCCUACAUCAUCACACCAAGACCUCUCUGCACCACAGCUCAGCCCCACGGCACAUGCUUCCACUAGCAGCAGACAUCCCACCUCUGCUGACGCCUGCCUUCCUCUCCUCCCAUCGCUUCCUCGUUGGGUCACCAUCACCUCCGUCUCUGUGGGCCUCCAGCAUUGCCUCGCGCUCUCAGGCAGCGGAAUGGUGUGGGCGUGGGGCGAGGGGGGUGAGGGGCAGCUGGGAGUUGGCAGGCGGGUGGGGAAUGUGACAGUUCCUGUGUGCGUGAUGCUGCCCGCUGCUCCUGCAGCAUCCGUUAUUAGCACAUCCGCUGUGGCAGAUUGUGCUGCUAGAGAUGACUCGUUACAAGCAACAGCAGUGGCGUGUGGAGGAAGGCACAGCCUGGUGCUGGCAGAGGAUGGCUCGCUCUUCUCCUUUGGAUGGGGCCAGUAUGGGCAGUGUGGCCACGGCACGUCAAGCGACCAUCUCUCCCCCACCCGCAUCUCCUCCUUCUCUGGCCUCACAGUGACAGCCAUCGCUGCUGGCCUCUGGCACUCCCUCGCCCUCGCCCUCCCUGCUGGCUCAAUCUGUGGCCGUGGUGCCGCUACUGGUGGUGAUGUCAGUGGUGGUGAUGCUGACGUGGAGGUGGACGGUGCUGACGUGGAACUGGAAGGCGGUGACGUGUACAGCUGGGGAGGCAAUCAGUUUGGCCAGCUGGGCACUGGAGACACGGCAGCUAAGGUGUUUCCAACGCUACUGGAUUCUCCAGAUCUGGACAAUUGUUCGCUGAAAGGGAUCUCCUGUGGAGCACGGCACUCGGCCGCUAUUACCACCAACGGCACUCUUUUCGUCUGGGGCUCCAACAAGUUUGGGCAGGACCAGCUCUUAAUCUGCCGCGACGUGCGCCUCGAGCCCGGACGGCAACUCGGAGCGUAUCAACUUCCCGAUGCUGACGUGGACAGCAGUAUCAAUGACACAGCAGGCGCGGUCGACACGUCGCGCUCCGCAUCUCACGGACACUCCCGCCCAGUCUUUCUUUUCAAUAAGAUGCGCCUCCUUCCAAAAUCUCCUCCUCCCGCGGUAGAAGAAAUCGAGGAAAUAAGUGUACCAGAAUUGAUUAUAACGGUGGGUGAGCCUGGCGGCGAGCCGUUACAUCCGUUAGACCGGUCGGGUAACCCGCUCCUCCGAGCCAUUCCCUCCUACGAACGGCAGUUUCGUCAAGAUCUGUUACAGGCUCAGGCGUAUCUCGCCGCCAGCCAAUCGCGUUUCGACACGUGUCGGCGGCUCCUGCAGGAGCAGCACACGCAAGCAGAAGCCGUCCGUUCCGGAUCUGCCAGCAUGGAGGCCAUGGCCCUCCAUAUAGUCACAUCGUUUGCGGAUUUUCAAUCUUCGUAUAAGCAGCAGUACAGCCGUCACGAGCUCCUUCUGCGAACCUUCCACCGGAACCUCCGCGCGUUGCACUCUUGUCGUUUACUGGCGCCCGUCCGGGCGGCAACCGGGUGGCAGAGCCUCGUGCAACUGGCCAAGGAGCCGCGGCUGCAGCAGGCGUUCUCGGAGUGCCACGUGGCGCACGCUCAGAUGGCCACGAAGGUCGCUGAGCUGGAGCAGCAGUUUCAAGACACGCGGGCGGGAAUCGAGGAGCUGAUAGGCGGCGGGGGAGGGGGAAGCGGAGAAACCGCAGUCAGCGGACCUUCGGCUGAUGCUGCUGCAGGGGCCGCGGGCGCAAACGCGGGCGCGGGUGCGGGCGCGGAAGGGCGGCGGAGGGAGGCGGAGGUGGUGCGGGAAGUGGAAGGGAUGGUGGAGGAGGGACACCGGCUGCUGGAGGAGCAAGAAGUCAUCCUUGGCGUUCUCGGAGGGGCUUACGCGGAUUGUAUAGGGGAAAUCGCCCGCAGAAAAGGGUUCGGGAUGGGGUAUAUGGGGCGGGCACAGCAGGUGGCAGAGGAGAUGGCGAGAGUGAGAGAGGAGGAGGUGGAGAGAAGGGAGAGGUUCUGGCAGCGGCAGGGAGAGUUAGGGUUGGUGCCUCGGGUGGUGAUAGAAGGGAUGGGGUUGGGGCAUGGGUGUGUGCCUAGUGUGUGUACUGUGAGUGUGGCGCCUUUUGAUGAGGGAUUGGUGAGUGUGGGGGAGGGGGAUUUGCCUGUUGUGGGGGGAGGAGGGGGAAGGGGAGGGGGAAGGGGAGGGGGAAGGGGAGGGGGACGAGGGGAUGGUGUGGGACGAGUGUGGGGGAGGAGCAGGGGGAUAUGGCGUGGGAAGGGGAGGGGGAGCGGGGGAGGGGGUGUUGGGUGGAGGUUGGAGCGAGAGGGACAGGGGGAGGGGCUUGGUGGGGGGGCCAAAGGGGAGGAGGAGAGGAAGUUAUCGCACAUGUCUAUGACGAGGAUGACACAGCUGGCAGCGCCUUCCCCUCUCACCAUCACCACCACCACCAGCAGCACCGGCAGCAGCAUCAUGCUGACGUGGACGAGGAGGACGCUGACGUCAGCCAGUCGAACGAUGACAUGGCGGGCGGCAGGUAGCGCGGAGGAGCUGGCAGUGGAUAACAUGCGGCUCAGAGCGGAGCUGAUUGCACUCAGAGUGCUGGGCGCAGCUGGGGCAGGUGCUACUGGGGUAG
Closterium sp. NIES-65 is the source of this 4513-nucleotide messenger RNA. The record is from the annotation of a GenBank genome assembly. Lineage: Eukaryota; Viridiplantae; Streptophyta; Zygnematophyceae; Desmidiales; Closteriaceae.